AGGCGGAAAAGGGCGUGGAACAGUGGAAAGGAGGUGCGAGCGAGAGCGGAACCGUCGCCGCGUACCCCGCCCACCCCGCCAUGCCUGUGCUGGUCAGACCAAGAGCAUGCAGCUCGGGAUAGCUUCAAGAAAUCUCCUUCGGCUUUAGAUUCGCUUGACGCUACCUCUAUGUUCCGGACGACUAUCCGUUCUUUCCCGUUUUCUACUCAAAAGAAACUCGCAAGCUGCAAAAUACGAUUUUCCGUCCGCCUCUUCACCACAACGUCAACAAACAUGGCACCUGUCAAGUCCUGGCUCGUAAUACCCUCAGAGAGUGAUUUCUCUCUCUCUAACAUACCGUUUGGUAUCAUAACGUCUCGAAACUCCCGCGAUCAGAAGAGACCUGCAGUAGCAAUUGGCGACCAUGUCCUGGAUCUUCUAGCUUUCUCACAAGCCAAAGGCUUUUCGGGCCUCCCCUCAAUAGAGAAACACAUCGAUGUGUUUGCACAGCCUACGCUGAACGCUUUUGCUGCUUUGGGAAGACCAGUACAUAGGGAGGUCAGGGCUUAUUUACAAGAUGUGUUCUCUGAGAGUGGCAAACAUGCCAGCAUAUUGAAAGAUAAUGAGGAAUUGAAGAAGAAUGCCUUGUUAAAGAAGGAGGAUACCAAGACGCAUCUGCCUAUGAAAAUAGGAGACUAUACGGAUUUCUUCGCUGGCAUCAACCAUGCUUUCAAUGUUGGCACCAUGUUCCGCGGCCCAGCCAACGCACUUCAACCAAACUAUACCCACCUCCCAGUCGGCUACCACGGACGCGCCUCCUCUGUCGUAAUCUCAGGAACACCCAUCCGACGUCCAAACGGCCAAAUCCUCCUCGAUCCCACCGCCGACCCCAAAAUCCCCACCUUCGGACCCUGCCGCCGUCUCGACAUCGAGCUCGAACUCGGCUGCUUCCUCUGCAAACCCAACGCCCUCGGCGAACCCGUCAAAAUCGCAGACGCAGACCAACACAUCUUCGGCUACGUCCUCAUGAACGACUGGAGCGCGCGCGACAUCCAGACCUGGGAGUACGUCCCGCUAGGCCCGUUCAACGCGAAGAACUUCGGCACGACGAUCAGUGCGUGGGUUGUGCUUGCGGAUGCGCUGGAGCCGUUCCGGACGGCGAAGUUGCCGAAUGAGACGAAGAUAUUGCCGCAUUUGCAGGAGAAGAGGGAGGAUAGUAUUUAUGAUAUUAGGUUGGAGGUUGAUCUCACGACGCCGGAUGGAGCUACGACGACUAUCUCGAAGGCUAGUGGGAAGAAUUUGCUGUGGAGCUUCCCUCAGAUGAUUGCGCAUCAUACUUCAGGUGGGUGCCCAAUGGCUGUGGGUGAUUUGUUGGGGAGCGGGACUAUUAGUGGGAAGACUGAGGGAGGUGGGGAUUUGGGAAGUAUGCUUGAGAUGAAUUGGGGAGGGAAGAAGGAUAUCAUGCUUGCUGGCAUGGAUACGAGAAAGUUCUUGAAGGAUGGUGACGUGGUAACUAUUCGAGGAGUGUGUGGAGAAGAUGGCGAGAGGGUUGGGUUUGGUGUGUGUGAAGGACAGAUAGAAAGUGCAGUUACGUUCUAAGCGUGAUAGCACCUAGUCGAACAGUGACGAUAAGUUUUACAUUUGCAUGUAGCCGACACAAGUCUAUCUUGGAAAUGGAAUCGUGGUACCGCAGCCCAACCCCGAUCACCUCGGAGUUUUCAAGCCCAAGAAGCGAAUAAAUAAAGACAAGUUCGACACCCAUUUUAAGCGAGAUUUCAAUGUCAUCUUUGACCUCACCAACAUCGAGACAGCUUUCACAACGGAUAGAAUAUCUUUAAUUAAACCGAAUCAAUCAUGCUCUAUCCUAUUACUGUAUCACUUCAAUCAUGAGCAUCCUUCUGAUUAGUCAUUCGGUGAGAAAAAUAGGAAGUUCAAGAGACCAAACUUGAAACCAUUGAUUGCAUUACAUCGCGAAAAAGACUAAGCAAAGAGAUUAAAUGUGGAGCGAGUUGACAAUACAUGCCAAUAGUCGAUCCGACAGCUCUGUCAUUGAAAUGCCUGGAUACCUCUGUAAUUUAGGAAGCGUAAUAUGAAAAUGAGUCUAGAUAAAAUCACCAAAACUCGUAAAAUUCGUAUCCCUCUUUCCCCUCUCAUCCCCAUCUCCAUCCCGUCCAUUCCAACCCCCACUCCCCUUCCCCUCCUCA
Messenger RNA from Cadophora gregata, 2183 nucleotides. RefSeq lists its product as uncharacterized. The transcript has 3 exons. Lineage: Eukaryota; Fungi; Ascomycota; Leotiomycetes; Helotiales; Ploettnerulaceae. Gene Ontology annotation, biological process: L-phenylalanine catabolic process; L-tyrosine catabolic process; homogentisate catabolic process. The record is from RefSeq and is a predicted model, not a curated record. Gene Ontology annotation, molecular function: fumarylacetoacetase activity. Bases 169 to 1578 code for a protein of 469 amino acids.